CAACAAAACAACAGAGAAACAAGCCUGAGAGUGCUCAGAUAAACCAAGAGACGGGUGAGCACAAACAUUACAAUGCACUAAUGCAGACUCCGUCAGUCUUAUUCAUUCCUCCAUCUGUCACUAGUCAUCCAUCUCCCAUAGUUAAAAACAUCUCCUUUCCAAACCUCACAAACCAUUUGCAAAACCUCUCAGACCACCUGAUGAAGAAGCUCCUCCGCAUUGCCAUCCUCCUUAUCAUCCUACUGUUGUCGAUGUAUGUAUCACAGGCAACAACAGAUCAAGACACACUUUUGAAAUUCAAAGCGACAAUAACAGAUAGUAAUGGCAUGCUGCAAAACUGGAUUGAGAGGUCAAGCCCAUGCAUAGGAAACAAAGCCAACUGGACUGGUGUAAUCUGUGGAAGUGGUGCAGUCCUUGGUCUGCAGCUGGAGAACAUGAGCCUUUCUGGGAGUUUGAACUUCAGUGAACUAGGAAACUUGCAAGGGUUGCGUACAUUGAGUUUCAGAAAUAACAGCUUCGGAGGUAGCAUGCCAGACUUGGGACAGUUGGGGAGCUUGAGAUCCAUUUACCUGCCCAUGAACAAGCUAAACGGUUCAAUCCCAGAUGGCGCGUUCAAAGCUGUAGGGGCUCUGAGGAGGGUGUACUUGUCGUCAAAUGGCUUCACCGGGCCGAUACCCUCUUCGCUUACUGGACUGCAGAGGCUUGUGGAGCUGAGGUUGGACUGCAAUCAGUUCACCGGUCAGAUACCGGACUUGCAGCAGCGAGGUUUGGAGCUAGUCAAUAUGUCUUUCAACAAUCUUGAUGGCCAGAUUCCAGCUGGGCUCAGUAGGCUGAAUGCCACUUUGUUUGCAGGGAACAAAGAUCUGUGCGGGUCACCACUCGGAGUCCCUUGCAAGGCAUCUAAAAAGGUUUCGAUGCCUCUGGUUCUUUCAGCCACCUUGAUUGGCAUUGGUGUCGUGCUAGUAAUCACUGGCGUUAUCCUUGUGGGGUUAUACCGCAGGCGGCAGCGAGACAAAAAGAAUCAACUGGAAAGAGCUCCUGCACAUCCCAAAACAGGGGAGGUUGUGAAAGUAGCAGGAGCUCAAGGCACAGAUGACAACAACCAUGUUAAUCGUAAUCAGCAUGGAAAGAAAAAGGCCAUUGCAGCAGCUUCUGCAACAGCAACAACAACAACAGCAGCAGCACAGGAAUUUGAACAGGGAAGGCUGGUGUUUGUGAAGGAAGACAGAGAAACAUUUGAGCUGCAAGAUCUUCUCAAGGCUUCGGCAGAGAUACUCGGUGGUGGGAGCUUUGGGUCAUCAUACAAGGCAGUCCUGAUGACUGGGCCUUCCAUGGUGGUGAAAAGGUUCAAGGAGAUGAACAAGGUUGGCAGGGAGGAGUUCCACGAGCACAUGAGGAGGCUGGGGAGGCUGUCACACCCCAACCUUCUCCCAUAUGUGGCCUACUACUACAGGAAGGAGGAGAAGCUCCUUGUCACUGAUUUCAUUCCCAAUGGCAGCUUGGCUGCUCUGCUUCAUGACAACAAUGAAUCCCACAGUGGCAUGUUACUGGACUGGGCAACACGUCUGAAGAUAGUAAAGGGGGUGGCAAGAGGCCUUGCAUACCUCUAUGACGAGAUGCUGGACAUGAACACACCUCAUGGCCACUUGAAGUCUUCCAAUGUGUUGCUCGAUGCAACCUUCGAGCCACUCUUGACUGACUACGGCCUUGCUCUGAUGCUAAACCAAUCUCAUGCUUCACAAGUAAUGGUGGCGUUCAAGUCACCAGAGUGUGAGCAGUUUGGAAGACCGUCAAAGAGAAGUGAUGUAUGGAGCUUGGGGAUACUGAUACUGGAGGUGCUGACCGGUAAGUCACCAGGGGAUUACAUGCGGCAAGGGAGAAGUGAUACUGAACUGGUGCGGUGGGUGAACUCGGUGGUGAGGGAGGAGUGGACGGGAGAAGUGUUUGAUAGUCAGAUGAAAGGGACGAUGAGCAGUGAGGGAGAUAUGCUGAAGUUGUUGCAGAUUGGGUUGGGUUGCUGUGAACGUAAUGUGGAGAGAAGGUGGGAUCUCAGUGAAGCAGUUGAGAAGAUUGAACAGUUGAGGGAGAGAGUGAGUGUUCAUGUGAGAGGAGACAACAGCAACUACAACAACAAUCAUAAACAUAAUAAUAAUAAUAAUAAUAAUAAUAAUAAUAAUAAUAAUAGUAAUGAGGAUUACUCGUCCUAUGCUAGUGACACUGGUGACACCUACUAUUCCUCCAGGGCUAUGACAGAUGAAGAUUUCUCUUUCUCUGCCAAACACUAGAAAUGAAAUGAAACCUUUGGGAAGAUCCUGAGAACAGUGUGAUUAGACACCACCGGUAGAGAUUUUUUAAGGAUGUCGAAAUUGAAAUAUUUGUAUGUGUGAAUUUUUUUUUUGUCCUACUUUCUUUUUUUAUUUAGUUCAUGCAAUUGGACUCCCUCUGCUCUACUUCUUUCAAGUUUCUUUGUCAACCAACACAACAAAUUAAAUGGCAUAAACCACAGUGUGAUCAGUGCCUUUGGCUCAGAUGUAUUCUUUUAUAAAUUAAAUGU
This is a messenger RNA of Dioscorea cayenensis subsp. rotundata (Guinea yam), 2554 nucleotides long. Its product is annotated as probable LRR receptor-like serine/threonine-protein kinase At4g31250. Gene Ontology annotation, molecular function: protein kinase activity; protein binding; ATP binding. NCBI's taxonomy places the organism in Eukaryota, Viridiplantae, Streptophyta, Magnoliopsida, Dioscoreales, Dioscoreaceae. The record is from RefSeq and is a predicted model, not a curated record. Gene Ontology annotation, biological process: protein phosphorylation.